AGGCGCACAGCAGUGUAGGCGUGUCCUGGGAGGAGCCGUGUCGGUCCUGGGGAAUUCCACUGUGUUGUAGGAAGUGGUGAGUGCGCUGGUGGUCGCGAUAGUCGCUAUUCAUGGAUGUGGGAACCUACUGAUCGCACUGCACUGUCAACAACUCCAGAGAUGUAAGAUCACCAUUUAUUGAAUGAAUGGAAGACAGAAGUCCCUACAGAAUAUAUGAUCCAGGUGGCAGUGCCCCCCAAUUUUUUGAUGGUCAACAGGAACGCAUGGCAGGAUUCUCGAGUCUUGGUGACCUCCUGGAAGAGUCGCAGAACGUGGCCUGCAAUCUCCGACAGAAAGCAGAAUCCCUCGUAAAAGACACCUGGGACCCACAGACUACUUCUUCAGCCAAUCCUCAUGCUGGAAACAUGAGCACCGUGCAGGAAAAAACAGAAGAUUUUCUGCAUGUUGAGCUGUCAGACGUGAACGAUACAGAAUCUGCUGUUCACCCCACGGUUCUACUGAAAAUCCCAGCAAGCGCAUCUUCAUCCGAAUUUGACAUCCUGGACGCUAGCGAGAAAAGAAGAACUCCUGAAUCCAGGCAGUCGAAGAAGAAUCCUGAAUCCAAUGUACAGAAUGACGAGGAUAAUCUACGGCAUCACCUACAACGUAUGGAGAAUUCUAUUAGUAUGUUUGCUGAGGAAUCUGACCAGAACCGGCUUCUGAACCACAUGAGCCGCCUGGUCCUGGAGUUUAACCGGCUGGCGAAUAAAGUGCACAAGAACGAGCAGCGGACAUCAGUGUUACAGACUUUAUGCGAGCAGCUGAGGAAGGAGAAUGAGGAUCUACGGUCUAAGCUGGAGGUGGACUGGAAUCAGAGAAACCAGGCUGAGCAAGACCUGAGAUAUGAAAAUCUAGAGUUAAAGAAAUUGCUUAUGGAUAGAGGAAAAAUAUUGGGAGCCACCAAUGGCAGCACUCCAGCGGCGGGGGAGACCCCAGAUAAUGUUGAGGUUGCGACACAUCAGCAGGCCUCCAAAUUGCUGGAUAAAUCGUCCAAUAAAGACCAAGUUGGGUCCCUGUUAAAGAAAGUGAAAAUUCUAGAACACCAGAGGGCAGAGCUCCUGGAUGUAAAUAAGCAGUGGGAUCAGCAGUUCCGUUCUAUGAAACAUCAGUAUGAGGAAAAGAUCACAUCUUUACGUCAGAAGCUUUCACAAGCUGCUAAAUCUGAGAGCGAUCAAGAGGCUGACAGAGAUCGAAAGCAGAGAGACUUCGACCGCAAACUACUUCUGGCCAGAGACAAGAUAGAGGAAAAAGAGUCACAAAUUCAGAAGCUGGAGUCUGAGAUAAGGGAUCUGAAGCAGAAGAACAAGUUCCUCCAUGACCAACUCGGCUCUACCAGUAGACAGCGGGAAUACCAGGAGCGAGAGAUCAGCCGACUGAAUAAAGCACUAGAAGAAGCUCUGAAGCUGCAGGGAGCUGGUCCACGUUCUCCGUCUUUCACCAUCUCUACAGAGGACACCGGGAACCUUCACCGCCAAGAACUUAUUACUCAGAUUGGCCUCCUGAAACAACAGGUGACCAUCUUUGAAGAAGACUUUAAGAGGGAACGCAGCGAUCGGGAACGCAUGAAUGAGGAGAAGGAGGACCUGAAACGAGAGAUGGAGCAGCUUCAGGCACAGCUGACCCAGGCCAACGCUAAGCUGCAGGCUUGUCAGGAGGACUUACGAAAAGAGAAGGAAAAUGCUCGCGAGCUGUCAAGACCGCAGGCAAUAGGUGAGAGAUACAUCAUAAACCAUCACAUGGGACCCACUUGUCCUCCAUACCAGUAUCCUUACAGCCCACCUGCCAUGAUAUAUAAGGGAUAUGAGGAAUGGCCAAUCUGUUAUCCACCCCCAGUUGUUGGUCCAGAGCACAGUCAAGUUCAGGAUCUCCCAAAUGCUCCACCGCCGGCAUAUCAGUGGAGAGGCCCCAACGCCCCCCCAAGACCUCACAAUCCAAAGGGAACAGAGAUUCCUAAAUCUAGAAAGAAAGAGCCUGAUGGCCCAAAGAAAGGAGCCCAGAAUUCUCAGAGACAAACCUGAAGACCAUGAAGACUCCAAUAUUUACUGAUGUUCACAUUGCCACCUGACUAGGUGUGAGGUCAAAAUACACAGGCACAACCAUAUCAAUAAGGAGAAGUAGCAGGUCGGGAAUGACCAAGCGAGUACAAGUGCACUGGAUGGCUUAGAUCAGUAUAUUAGCCGAAUAGAUGGAGUAUACAUACAUACCACUAGCCUGUCCUCUUAUGUAUUGUAGGAGGAUAGGGGUACACAGCUGUUAAUAUGUUUAAUAAGAUAAAAAUGUUAUAUUCUCUAUACCUAUUAUAAUAUUUACCUCAAUGCUAAAUAUUUUGGCAAUGUAAUCGAUAUACUAAAAUCCGGUCUUCCUUCCCCUUCUCUAUCCCCUUCAACCCUUUCUUCCCCUUCUUUAUCCCCCUUUCUGCCUCUUUAUUAUCUACUUUAAAUCCUUCAUUUUGUUCUUACUAUUUUUCUUUACUCCUACCCUUUACCUCUUCCUUCUUGAUUUUCCCAUCUCUUUUCCUUUUUUUUUUUUUUAUCCCUUCCUUCCUUUUCCCUUUCCAUUUCUUUUCCUUCACUUUCCCCUAGCAUAUACCAAUGCUUAACAAAACCCUUAUAUAUACUAUAGUACCAAUAAUAUUCAGUGAUUGCUCAGACUGUAACAAACAGUACAGGUUAAUUUUAAUUCCCUGCAUUUUACCGACAUGACUCAGAUUUGGUUUUGCCUAAAAGCUGCGGUGAGUGUGCCCUGCCAUCUCCGCAUGAGGGAGGAGAAGAAAAGCCGGAUUUGUACAGUUUGUGCAUCCCUUUGUAUGUGCCCGCAGAGAUGAUUGCUGAGUGCUAGUAACACCUACGUAUUCAUCCCGCACUCUUUGAUCAGCAUGUGCAGGCGGAAUGGACUAAUCCAUUUAGAAUACAGCUAAAAUAAAUAUCUGAGUUCUUAAUAAGAAAGCACAGAAUACGAAAAAUAAGCAAAAAGCCCUGGUCUUCAGUAAUUCAGCUUAUAGGUGUGCUAAGCCUUGACAAAUGUUAUUUGAAAAACUAGGUAGAUCAGGGAUGAAAAUGUCACAAUACCAAUAUCAGAGAGCUGAUGAUACAUCAGUUUAAAUGAUCGAGAACUAAGCCUAAAAAAAUUAGAGGAUGCAUGUAAAAUCAAUGACCAAGUCUAGUGGGAUUCUGCAUUAUUUUGCAUGUAGCCUGUGUACUGUGACUAGACACUUGCUAUACCAAGAAAGAAUGAAGGUUCUCGGUUAUCUUGGAAGAAUAGUCUUUAUGAAUUUAUGUUCAGAGUAGUAGAAGGUUCAAGUUCAUGAAAAAGGACCAGUUCAGUAUAGUUUCAUGUAUUCGCUUCCAGGCCUUGAAGAUCAGAUGGUUCACCUUAUUGUUGAGCUUGGCUGUAGACUGGUUGACAAGGGCUAUCCAUACCAACCAACAUUCUCUAUACGGAUGUUCUGGGAACCAGACCGCAGCAUGUGUGGGGCCAGCAGUGUAGCUAUGUAGGAUGCAGAGGUUAGCAGUCCCCUGAUACCUAAGGUGGCCAAAGUUCCCCUCCACGUGGUAGGGAAGGACCCUGUUGCAGAUUUUACAUUGGGGUCCAUUAUCUUGAAUUUACACCUUUACAUGAUGUUGGUGCAAACAUUUGGCUUUUCUGUGUUGUCUUGGUAGUAUUUACCUGGCAGGGCUUUAAAGGGGUACUCCGGCCCUAGACAUCUUAUCCCCUAUCCAAAGGAUAGGGAAUAAAAUGUCUGAUCACAAGCGUUCCGCCACUGGGGACACCCACAAUCUCCCUGCGGCAACCGCCGUUUGUUUAGAGCGUUCGGUGCAGCGCCAGAGGCUUGUGACGUCACGCCUCCUCCCAUAGAUUUGCAUUGAGGGGGCAUGGCUGUGACAUCACGAGCCUCCGCCCUGCAUCGCCAGUCAUCCGGCACGGAGUGAAGUUCGCCCUGUGCACCGGAUGUCUGGGGUGCCGCAGCCAAGAUCGCAGGGGUCCUUUGGAUAGGGAAUAAGAUAUCUAGGGGCGAAGUCCCCUUUAAGUUGGGAUUUAGUUUUCUGCUAAAAGUGUGUUAUGUAAUAGGAAUGAGAAGAUAUUAGAAGAGAUUUUUUUUGUAAUCUGAGAAACUGUGAAUGAAAUAAGCCCUAUGUGGAUCGGUGGAUCCCCAGGUUAUUACUUAUACUGGUCCUUAUCAAUGGGUUUCUUGGCCAGAAGACUCCUUUUGGACCAGUAAAAAAUAACGGGUGUUGUUGAUGCCAACAUUUGCCUUAAUUCUGAGCGUAUCCAGUUGGUAGUUCUUUCAUCGUAAUUUGAUGAAGUUGAAUAGCAGCUUGUGUCAACAUGGGAAGAUAUAUUGUAUAUGUGCUCUUCUGUUUACCGAAAGCAUGGCUUAUAUGAAAUCCAUUUACCCAGUGCAUCUGAAUGGCAAGAAUAUCAUGACCUUGGUCGAUUGAGUUACUUAUAAUGACAUGACGCAGAAAUGAUAACCAAAUAUAGAGAAGAAGAUCCCACUAUUCCCUGACAUUUCUAGCUGAUAGCCCAUCUAUAGGGUAAGGCUAUUGUGGCUCUUCUCCUAUUGCAGACAAAGCAGUGGAGGAGGGCAUCUACUUCAUCCAGUUGCCUUACAGCCACAGGCAGAUCUGAUCUUAGGUUAUGAGAGAGGAAAAUGGCUGAUCUCAUGGGACACAACAGAGUUUGAAGUUGUAGUAGUUUUCUUGGCAAACUUUGUGGUCACCACCUUCUUCCAGUAGACCCUGUCAGCACAAAAUCUACUGGCUCACAGGUUGCUUAGCUUGUUCUUUGGGGAAACUGGCUGGUAUCUUUUUGCACAAGAAGGAAAGCAUUAAAAAUGAUGGGUGUCAUAUAGAUCAGUAAGCCUUAUCUGUUUGUUAAUAGCGUUACCUGUUUUAUGGAAGAUUGAUUGGCAAACACAGUCUUACUAGUGUGUACCAUUUGCAUAAAAUAAGAAUACAAAUUGUUGUUAUAGACCAACUUCCGAUUUCAAGUACCCCCAACAGGGUACGAUCUGUUGCUAUGUUAUAGAUAGGAGACCUGUGGCAUUUACUCAAUGCAUUGAUCUAUGAAAUCCUUAACUGCUGGAGGUCCUUGAGGACUGAAGUCGUGAAACACUCUUUUAGUUCUACCAGUUCUGCAAACUCUUCUCUUGAGUGCCACUUGUGUGAUAAAUGGUCUGGUCUUCUAAUAGACAUAUGUUGUAGCUAUUCAUCUGAAUCUUUGACAGAAACAGAAUAGACUCCCACAAAAUCAAUAAAACCAUAAGCCAGUCGUGACACAAAUUCUGCACAGGUCUUUAAAUUAUAGUCGAUAUUGCUUCAAAUCUGUACUCUUAGGGUCUAUAAUUAACCCCUUAAGGACGCAGGACGUAAAUGUACGUCCUGGUGAGGUGGUCUAUGUUCUUCUUGCAGCAGAGUCAUUAGGGGACGUAAUACUGAACAUACAGUAUCCAAAGAAAAAAAAAGGACUUAACCCCUUAAGGACGCAGGACGUAAAUGUACGUCCUGAUGAGGUGGUACUUAACGCACCAGGACGUACAUUUACGUCCUAAGCAUAACCGCGGGCAUCGGAGCGAUGCCCGUGUCAUGCGCGGCUGAUCCCGGCUGCUGAUCGCAGCCAGGGACCCGCCGGCAAUGGCCGACGCCCGCGAUCUCGCGGGCGUCCGCCAUUAACCCCUCAGGUGCCGGGAUCAAUACAGAUCCCGGCAUCUGCGGCAGUUCGCGAUUUAAAUGAACGAUCGCAUCGCCCGCAGCGCUGCUGCGGGGAUCCGAUCAUUCAGAACGCCGGACGGAGGUCCCCUCUCCUUCCUCCGUCCGGCUCCCGGCGUCUCCUGCUCUGGUCUGUGAUCGAGCAGACCAGAGCAGGAGAUGACCGAUAAUACUGAUCUGUUCUAUGUCCUAUACAUAGAACAGAUCAGUAUUAGCAAUCAUGGUAUUGCUAUGAAUAGUCCCCUAUGGGGACUAUUCAAGUGUAAAAAAAAAUGUAAAAGUAACAGUAAAAAAAAAGUGAAAAAUCCCCUCCCCCAAUAAAAAAGUAAAAAGUUUUUUCCUAUUUUACCCCCAAAAAGCGUAAAAAAACAUUUUUUAUAGACAUAUUUGGUAUCGCCGCGUGCGUAAAUGUCCGAACUAUGAAAAUAAAAUGUUAAUGAUCCCGUACGGUGAACGGCGUGAACGAAAAAAAAAAAGUCAAAAAUUUCUACUUUUUUAAUACAUUUUAUUAAAAAAAAAUUAUAAAAAAUGUAUUAAAAGUUUUUUAUAUGCAAAUGUGGUAUCAAAAAAAAGUACAGAUCAUGGCGCAAAAAAUGAGCCCCCAUACCGCCACUUAUACGGAAAAAUAAAAAAGUUAGAGGUCAUCAAAAUAAAGGGAUUAUAAACGUACUAAUUUGGUUAAAAAGUUUGUGAUUUUUUUUAAGCGCAACAAUAAUAUAAAAGUAUAUAAUAAUGGGUAUCAUUUUAAUCGUAUUGACCCUCAGAAUAAAAAACACAUGUCAUUUUUACCAUAAAUUGUACGGCGUGAAAACAAAACCUUCCAAAAUUAGCAAAAUUGCGUUUUUCGUUUUAAAUUCCCCACAAAAAUAGUGUUUUUUGGUUGCGCCAUACAUUUUAUGAUAUAAUGAGUGAUGUCAUUACAAAGGACAACUGGUCGCGCAAAAAACAAGCCCUCAUACUAGUCUGUGGAUGAAAAUAUAAAAGAGUUAUGAUUUUUAGAAGGCG
This is a messenger RNA of Hyla sarda, 6752 nucleotides long. It is a transcript of the gene TNIP1, whose product is annotated as TNFAIP3 interacting protein 1. Gene Ontology annotation, biological process: cellular response to lipopolysaccharide; negative regulation of canonical NF-kappaB signal transduction; regulation of transcription by RNA polymerase II. The record is from RefSeq and is a predicted model, not a curated record. Bases 186 to 2057 code for a protein of 623 amino acids. The transcript has 18 exons. NCBI's taxonomy places the organism in Eukaryota, Metazoa, Chordata, Amphibia, Anura, Hylidae.